Molecule: messenger RNA, 1078 nt
Organism: Tribolium castaneum (red flour beetle)
Lineage: Eukaryota; Metazoa; Arthropoda; Insecta; Coleoptera; Tenebrionidae
Gene: Taf11
Product: TBP-associated factor 11
Exons: 3
Coding region: 429-1028 (199 amino acids)
Biological process (GO): RNA polymerase II preinitiation complex assembly; transcription initiation at RNA polymerase II promoter
Cellular component (GO): transcription factor TFIID complex; nucleus
Molecular function (GO): protein heterodimerization activity; transcription coactivator activity
Source: RefSeq, a predicted model, not a curated record
ACUUACAACGUGAUUUUGUUGCCAAAUUCGUACGAUUAUCACACUAGAACAUUGUCAAAAGCGGUUAAUUGCGAAUUAACUGGUCCCGCAAUAAAACAACGAAAAAAAAGCGUUUUUGUGUCGUUCACCGCGACGAAUCGACCCGACACGUUAUCACAAUUUUUAUCACUGCGAAUUGGGCCUCAAACUCGAGAGAAAUUCAUCGUUUCAUUUACUUCGCCUUAUUUUACACACAAUAAACAAAAUUAUUGUCAAAUAUGAGUGUGAUAUAUUGACUGGAAUUUGACACUGGCGCCACCUCAGAUUUGCACGGAACUACAGAACUACCAGUAGAGGGAGCAGCGAUCGCUCAUUUUUUCUGUCAAAAUUAACACAUAACCUUACUUCAUUUCCAAAAAAAUAAAUAGAUAAUGUGAAAAAAAGACACAAUGGACAACAUUUUUGCGAAACCUCCAGCCUCCACGAGUCAAAUCAUCAAAGCUGACCCCAACUACGAGUCCAUGGACGAAGACGACGACUCCACUGUGGAGACAGUCAAAGUCGAGGAGACCCAGCUCACGUCUGAAAUUCACAUCAAAGACGAAGAAAAUGUGUACCUGGAGUCGGAUAUAAUAAUGCCGGAAGCCCCUCAAAGUAGCAGCGCUCCGGCUAAGAAGAAAGAGGUGAAGACUAGGAAGGAGAUGGAGGAGGAAGAGCGCGAGAAAAUGCAGGUUCUAGUCUCGAAUUUCACCGAGGAUCAGCUGGAUCGAUAUGAGAUGUACAGGAGGUCGGCGUUUCCCAAAGCUGCAAUUAAAAGGCUGAUGCAGACGAUUACAGGGUGUUCUGUUUCCCAGAAUGUGGUCAUUGCUAUGGCUGGGAUUGCCAAGGUCUUUGUUGGAGAGGUUGUGGAGGAAGCUUUGGACGUAAUGGAAGAACAAUCGGAGUCGGGCCCUUUGCAGCCCAAGCACCUGCGGGAAGCCGUCCGGAGGAUGCGCCUCCAGGGGGCCAUCCCCAGCGGAAGAGACUACAGGUCACACUUCCGCCUCUAGACUUACGCUUUGAAUUAUUUUUAGACGUAAUAAACCUUUUUCUAUUUUAA